AUGGAUGAAAAUGAAAUAAUAAAUCAAAAAAGUGAUCAACGUACAGGACGUGGACCAGGUUUAGCAACAAAUACAGUAGAAAAAUUGAAUGAAACACCAACAGCACCAAAUGUUGUUACAAAUAGUUCCGGUCCUAAUGCUAUGCUUAUGGUUGGACCUAAUUUUCGUGUAGGAAAACGUAUAGGAGCUGGAAAUUUUGGAGAAAUUCGUUUAGGAAAAAAUUUGUAUAAUAAUGAACAUGUAGCAAUUAAAUUAGAACCUAUGAAAUCUCGUGCACCACAACUUCAUCUUGAAUAUCGAUUUUAUCGACAACUUGGAAAUUGUGAAGGAAUUCCACAAGUACAUUAUUUUGGACCAUGUGGAAAAUAUAAUGCUUUAGUUAUUGAAUUACUUGGACCAUCUCUUGAAGAUUUAUUUGAUAAUUGCGAUCGAAAAUUUUCACUUAAAACCGUCCUUAUGAUCGCUAUUCAAUUAAUUACACGUAUGGAAUAUGUUCAUUCAAAAAAUUUAAUUUAUCGAGAUGUUAAACCUGAAAAUUUUCUUAUUGGACGUUCAUCUACACGUAAACAACAUUUGAUACAUAUUAUUGAUUUUGGAUUAGCUAAAGAAUAUAUCGAUCCUGAUACCGGUCGACAUAUACCAUUUCGGGAACAUAAAAGUUUAACGGGUACAGCGAGAUAUAUGAGUAUUAAUACUCAUCUUGGAAAAGAACAAAGUCGUCGAGAUGAUUUAGAAGCAUUGGGGCAUAUGUUUAUGUAUUUUUUACGUGGUAGUUUACCGUGGCAAGGAUUAAAAGCUGAAACAUUGAAAGAACGUUAUCAAAAAAUAGGUGAUACUAAACGUGCAACUCAUAUUGAUGUAUUAUGUCAGAGUCAACCUGAAGAAUUUGCUAAAUAUUUAAAAUAUGUACGAAAUUUAGAUUUUUUUGAAACUCCUAAUUAUGAAUAUUUGAGAAAAUUAUUCAAAGAUUUAAUGGAUGCUAGAAAUUAUGCUUGUGAUUAUAAUUUUGAUUGGGUAGAAAAAAUGCAAAAAUUAACAAAUAAAGCUUCUGCUAAUAAUGCUCAAUAUCCAACAUCAACUCAACCGGAAACAUCCUCUAGUCCAGCAGCACGACAAUUAAAUAAAACGGGCAAAACUGGUUCAGGAUUUUUAAAUACUCAUCUUUCACCAUCAACACAACAAGUACAUGGAUCAUUACAGUUAAUAAGUUCACCUGAUGAAGAUACUGAUCGUGCUGAUCGAGAACAUGCACAUAUUAUUACAUCAUCAUCUCCAGCUAAUGUUGAUGUUAUUAGUGAUACAAAAUGUUGUUGUUUUUUUAAUCGUCGUACAAGACAACAGUUCAAUACAUCAUAUACGGCAUUGUUGUCAAAUCGGUUCUAUACCUUUAUAUCUACUCAUUAUCUUUUUCUUUUUGUACAGUGA
Rotaria sordida is the source of this 1425-nucleotide messenger RNA. NCBI's taxonomy places the organism in Eukaryota, Metazoa, Rotifera, Eurotatoria, Philodinida, Philodinidae. The record is from the annotation of a GenBank genome assembly.